AUGAACAAGUUCAUUGAAAAAAGACGGUUUCAACUGAUAUAUCCGUCCUUAGUUUUACUGGGUAUUGUAGUUAAUGUAUUGUUCGGAUACGAUGAAGUGCAAAAGGAGAAAGAUGCCCAUUAUUUGUUUUCGUCCCGCAAUGCAAUCAAUCAACUAUUCGCGUAUCAUGGUAAUGACAUUUGGCUUGUUUUGUUCUUAUCGCUAAGUGCUUUACAGAUAUACUAUCGAGCCAUCGAAUGGGAUCCUCUUCCAAGAGAUGCAAGAAUCGAUAUCAGGUCAAAGGUGCUACCCUUAAUAAGAGAAUAUGCUUUAAAAUUGUUACUGAAGACGGUGUUGCUGUACGUAAUUUUCUUCGUGAUAGACCAUGUCUUUGUCUGGACUGGAGGUGCUUGUUCGGUGAGCGAUACAGCCUCUGCAGAGCAAUGCAGAAGAGAUGGUGGAAAAUGGGAAGGAGGGUUCGAUAUUAGUGGUCACUUUUGUUUUCUCACUAAUAUUAGUAUGAUUUUGUGGAUGGAAAUAUAUUCCUUCCAGCAUUUCACUAAUACAAAUGAGAUCCAGCCAAGUAGAAAAUGGAUAUCCGUCAUUUAUCUGAACAUAUUUGUUCUUAUCACCUGGGCAUUUGUUCUUUCAGUGACGGCCAUUUUUUACCACACUUUAAUGGAGAAAGUUAUAGGAGUGACAAUGGGAUAUAUUUGUCCCACAGUAAUGUAUCUAUUGGUCCCCUCGAUUCCUGCUUUGAAGAAAUACAUGUAUUAA
Messenger RNA from Lachancea fermentati, 756 nucleotides. NCBI's taxonomy places the organism in Eukaryota, Fungi, Ascomycota, Saccharomycetes, Saccharomycetales, Saccharomycetaceae. The record is from the annotation of a GenBank genome assembly.